Messenger RNA from Schistosoma mattheei, 1683 nucleotides. NCBI's taxonomy places the organism in Eukaryota, Metazoa, Platyhelminthes, Trematoda, Strigeidida, Schistosomatidae. The record is from the annotation of a GenBank genome assembly.
AUGUCAAGUUGGCAACGUCUUUCUGGAUAUUUAAAUUCGAAACCAACUGGACCUCCGCUUGUGAAUAAUGCAUCGGAUAUUGCAGCAUAUUUUGAAUCUGCGUUCAAAAGAUUAAAAGGGAUUCAACGUCACUGGUAUGUAUUUGAAGAGUCUACAUUGAAAUUAAUGGCUUAUCGUAAUGAAAUGGACGCAGCUAUUCCAGAUAAAGAACCAUUGAAAAUAAUCAAUAUUCACGGAGCUGUAUUUCAUAUUGAUCCUGCUGAACAUAAUCAAUUUAGUAUUAUGUCAGAUGGAAAAGAACAUAUUCUUCAAGCAGAAACAGAAGAUGCUAUGCUGUUAUGGCUUCAUGCUUUACAGACAAGAAGAAACGAAGCUGUACAUGCAAGUGAAUCUGACAGUUCAUCUCCUAAUGAUGAUAGUUUAACAGAUUAUAAAUUAUUUCGUCAAAAUUCUUUAAUGAAAAUGCAAAUGUCAAUACCAACAAGAUUAUCACCAAUUAUAUCAUCGGAUUCAAAUGAAUCUUCAUUGAAUGGAUCUAUAAGAACACGUAAAACAAGUAUGAAAAUGAAUAAAUUAAUAAAACAAGAAUCCAUAGAUCAAAUAAAUGAUAAUCAUUCAUUAACUGAUCAAUCAACUAAUUUAUUUCAUUCAUCAUGGAUAUCUCCAAUAGAUAGUACAAUGAAUAAUGAAACAACAAGACGUUUAUCUUAUAAUAGAUCAAGUUCAUAUGAUUCAGAUAUAGUGAAACAACAUGUAAAUGAUUUUAAUUUUAAUGAAAAAUAUAAUAAAACAAUAUCAAGAUCAAAUAGUUCUUUGUAUUAUCGUAUAGAUCAAUCACCAAAAGGGAUAUAUCAUCAUCAUCAUCGUAAUUUAAUGAAUUUACCAAUAGAAGAAGAAGAAGUUGAAAAUGAUGAUUAUUCAAUGAAUGAAAAAUUAUAUUAUAAUCGUAAAUUAUCAAUGAAACUAAAUGGAGAGAAUGGUAGUCAAUUGAGGACAACAAUGAAAGUACUAGACAAUGUAUCAGAAAAUAAAUGCCAAGUAAAUAAUCAAAAAGAAGAACUGAUAUCACAAAACAGUUUGAUUGGGAGUGAUUCAAACCUAGUUGGAGAGAUCAAUGGAGAAUCUAGAAAAAUUUCGAGCGCCAAUUCCACCGCGUCUAACGAAUUUAAUCAAAUUGAAAAAGAAAAUUACAACAUGAUACCAAGAAAUGAUAAUAAAUUUUUCGGUGAUUCAGAAAUGAUUGAAGGUCCACAAGAAUCAUCUGAACGACAGUAUCCAAGACAACAAAUAUCAACUGAUGAAUAUUUAACAAAUCAAUUAUCAGCAAAAUAUCAAAGUUCAAUAAUACUACAAAAUCCUCGAACAUUUAGUGAUAGUGAUAUUGAUUUAGAAAAUGAGUUAUCACCAAAUGACUAUAUAAGAGAAUUAAAAGCUCAACUACAAUCAGCAUUAGAUCGUGAAGCAUCAUUACGUCAAAUGUUAUCUAGUCGUGAAGCUGGUAUGCGUGAAAUUGAUCAAAAAGUAGAAAAUAUUGAGAAUAAAGAAGUGAAAGAUAAUUCAAUAUUCAAACUACCCAAAAAUAUUUCAGCAAAUAAACUAAGAGAUAUGAUUGAAGAUUAUGAACAAAAACAAAGAAUUCUGAGUAGAAAGAAUCAAUUCUUGAUUACAGAAAUUCGUGAUUAG